AUGUCCGACAACGCCCCUCCCAAUGCCGGCAUCGCCCACCGCCGCAGCUCCAUCACCCAGGCUGCCCUCUCCAACCUCUUCCAGCGCGGCCCCUCCAACGCCAACGUUCCCCCGCUCCCUGGUGCCCCCAGCAUGACCGACCCGCGCGGUCGCCGUCUCUCGGUCAGCACCAUUGGCCUCUCUGGCAGCUCUCCCACGAACCCCGCCGCCUUUAAUCGUCGCGAGAGCAUUUCGACCAACUCCAACUCGGGCUCCAUUGACGAAUCCGCCGUCGAGGACGACGAUUUUGUCCCAGGCAGCGCUAGAACCACCCCAAACACGCCCUUUACUCGACGCAUGAGCUUCGGUGCCUCGGCCGGCUCCGGCUCCUUGAGGGGCUAUCGCCCCUCGGGCAGUCCUGGCAACGGUAAUACCAACCCAACAACUCCUCCCACGGCCGGCCAGCAGGGCCUGGCCCAACCCCAGUCGCCCCUUCUCGGCCGUCGUCCCUCGACCAACAAGUCCCCUCCCAUGGCGGCCUCGGCGGGUUGGUCCGUCUCCGGACGCCGCCCAAGCACCGUCCUGUCGUCUUCCCUCCCACAGGCAAGCUUCACCAUGCACAAAAGAGCCCCUUCUGACUAUGCCAAUUCUCGAGCAGACCAGCAAGGCUUCAACUGGUCCGAACAGUUGAGGUCUCGCGCAGAGAGCUCCGUCUCCGCCGCUCGUCCUUCUUUCUCGCUCGCACAACCCCAAUCCACCAGGAUGGUCCAUGACCGCGCCAGGUCCGUCUCCGAGAUGGCCGCUCCUCCGAACCAGGCCCCUGCUCCCAUGCCGCCUCGGCAGGAGAAGCCCAAGCCCGACGCAUUCCAAGAGCGAAUUCUCAAGGGUGAUUUCUACAUGGAUUGA
This is a messenger RNA of Cordyceps militaris CM01, 885 nucleotides long. RefSeq lists its product as uncharacterized. The coding region runs from base 1 to 885 and encodes 294 amino acids. NCBI's taxonomy places the organism in Eukaryota, Fungi, Ascomycota, Sordariomycetes, Hypocreales, Cordycipitaceae. The record is from RefSeq and is a predicted model, not a curated record. The transcript has a single exon.